AAACGACAAGAGACUAGAUCAUUUCCGGGAUUGGUUCAUUCUAAUCGCGAGCCCUACCAGGAAAGAAGUCUCAGUUGACAGCGGUGUUCGGGUGCCGCAUACAUUUCAGAUAGUAGACAAAUGUCAACUAAGAGUAAAAACAGAUUUAAACGAGACGUGUUUUACUCMUUGCGACACUUGGGACGCACGCACACCGAACAGUAAAACGGUGAUAUGUGGUAGCAGGCAGCAGUAUGCCAUACGUGGACAGGCAGAACCGUGUGUGUGGCUUCCUGGACAUUGAGGAGAAGGAGGGCAGCAGUCGCUUCCAGAGACGCUACUUCAUACUGGACACACAGGGCAACACACUGCAGUGGUACAUGGACAACCCCCAGAACCUGCCUAGUGGAGCGAACGCAGUUGGGAUUCUGCAGCUGACAUACAUCUCCAAGGUGAGCGAGGCCACGGGGAAACAGAAGUCCAAGACUGAGUUCUGCUUUGUGAUCAAUGCCGUGUCUCGGCGUUAUUUCCUCCAUGCCAACGAUGCUGCUGACCUGAAAGACUGGGUCCUCGCUCUGAACAAAGCUACCAAGAUCACUGUCCCUAAAGCAGGGCCUCUCCAGCACAGAUCAGAGGUUUCUACAGUAACCGGUGAGGCAGGGGGUAAGAGGCUGGCCUACAAGACUGAGAUCAUCGGGGGAGUGGUGGUGCACACACCCAUCUACCAGAAUGAGGGGGAGGAAAUGGAGGUAGGGGACAGGAGGGUCUCCUCUGUAGGCAGUAGACCAGGUGUACUGAGGUGUGGCUAUUGUGUCAAACAGGGUAACGUGAGGAAAAGCUGGAAGAGACGUUUCUUCACACUGGACCACAACGCUGUCAGUUACUACAAGUGUGAAAUGGAUAAGGAGCCUCUGAGAGCUGUUCCUCUGAGAGACAUUCAGAAGGUCCAUGAGUGUCUGGUGAAAUCUGGGGACCUGCUGAUGAGAGAUAACCUGUUUGAGAUCAUCACCAGCUCCAGGGUCUUCUACGUCCAGACAGACACUCCAGAGGACAUGCAGGGCUGGAUCAGAGACAUUGAGUUGAAGAUACAGGACUUCAGAGGCUCUGCCAAGGGUUCUGCAUUUACGUUUGCCUCCUCUCUGUAUCGCCAUGGUAACACCUCCCACCGUGGUCGCCAGGGAGAUGACAGGAGACCCCCACUAGUGAAGUCGUGUUCCGUGGCCCCGGGGUGGCAGCCCUGGACCCCUGUACCCCAAAGAGAGGCUCCCGCUCUGGGCACACUGGACAAGGACAGUCCCUUUAGCAAUCUGCCCUCCAGUCUUUCCUCUCGCUCCACCUCUUCCUCCACCUCCUCAUCUUCAUCCUCCCCCUCCACACCCACUCUCAUCCCACAGGGGGUCCCAGCUCCAGCCCUAGCCAGUGGUGUGGGGGUCCCAGCCUGCCCUGGCCCCAUAGCUCCAGACCCCUCCAGCAGCCGGAGGAGACACCGCUCUCAGCCUCAGCCCCCCAAAGACCGCAGCUUCCCUUUCAGCCUGGACGAUGAUGGCAUCCGCACCACCGACGUCUAGAACCAACCACGUCUAAAAUCAACCACUUCUAGAAUCAACAAAACUCUGCAUCCAACAAUAUAUAGAACCACCAUCUAGAACCAAUGUGUAGACAAACAAUGACACUUGUUUGAGUGCUUUCUACCGUUGAAAGACUGAACCUCCCUCCCCCACCCCCUUCUCCUCUGCUCUAAGAGUUUCACAGGCCUGCUGCUGAAGCUACGUCUGCUGUGGGUCUGUUUGCUGAAGUAGCCCUGGUGGGGGAGGGUAGUGAUGUAAACUGUGGUUCCUUGAUGCGUUCUCUCACUGAGGGGUGUGUCAGUAGUGGCUGUGGGCUUUUUGUAUAGAGGGUGACUCAGAGAGAGCAGUGUUGGGCAGACUGGGAGGGGUUAUCAGUAUUAGAGUGUCUGGUGGAAUGUGAAGGAUAUGUUAUAUUUUAUUGUACGAUUUCCUCUUUAAACUUGAAUGUAGUCCACCCAGGUACUGAGAUGAAGGAAGGUGGAUGCUGUGGUGGAGCCUGGUCUGUCUACCGAACACCCUCCACUAGUAUAAGUCAGCUGGUCUUUUGCUUGUAUUAACCAAGGUUAUGUCCCAAUUGGCACCCACUAUGGGUCCUGGUCAAAAGUAGUACACUAUAUAAUGAAUAUGGUGCCACUGCCAAUUGGGACCGAACCCAAGGGUCCCAUUCAAUCAAUAACCUGGUCAUGGAACAUGUUAGUGUCCGUGGCUCUGCCUGUCGGUAGACAGUCCUGUUCCCUUGUUAGACUGCAUCCAAUUGCGUCAAAUCGCUACAUCAGCAGCACAUUUUGUAUAUAUGCUUUUAGCGUAUUUCUGCAUGUUCUUCCACAAACGGGAUUCUCUUGCUCAAAUGCAAAUGAUCUACUAUGGUAAUGUGUCACGUCACAUGUUGUGUUUUGCCUGCCUGCACCUCACCGACCCAGGUCCAGGUGUGCUUUUCCCUUCUCUUUAAACUUAACCUGUCAUGUUUCUGAUUCUUUAUACAUAGACUCCUGUUGUAAAUCACAAACAUCAAUAUCUGCUUUGUGUGUGUGCUGUGUGUGUGUGUUGUGUGUGUGUGUGUGUGUGUG
Molecule: messenger RNA, 2614 nt
Organism: Salvelinus sp. IW2-2015
Lineage: Eukaryota; Metazoa; Chordata; Actinopteri; Salmoniformes; Salmonidae
Product: pleckstrin homology domain-containing family A member 2-like
Source: RefSeq, a predicted model, not a curated record